Messenger RNA from Hyla sarda, 18184 nucleotides. It is a transcript of the gene CELSR3, whose product is annotated as cadherin EGF LAG seven-pass G-type receptor 3. Gene Ontology annotation, cellular component: plasma membrane. Gene Ontology annotation, molecular function: G protein-coupled receptor activity; calcium ion binding. Lineage: Eukaryota; Metazoa; Chordata; Amphibia; Anura; Hylidae. Gene Ontology annotation, biological process: G protein-coupled receptor signaling pathway; cell surface receptor signaling pathway; homophilic cell-cell adhesion. The record is from RefSeq and is a predicted model, not a curated record.
AGCAUUUACUGUCACUGACUCAUCUGCCGCUCCUGCGCCUGCGCCUCGGGAUCUACCAACUCCUUACUCCAGUAAAGGGGGAGGGUAGGGAGCUGGGGUGGAGCGGACCAUUAGGGUUGCCGGGAGCCAUGUUGGUGUUGAAUGAAGGGAGGGUGAGGAGAUGCUGCGCCCGGAGAGUCUGGGAAGAACCGAGUAGAUGGUAGCUGCCAAGGCAAGGAGACAGACGGGAGGAACGGGGGAGGGGAGCACUGCUGCCCAGUGAGGGCUGCUCCGUGCCAGGAGGACAAGGUGGGAUACUAUGGCUGCUCUGCUGCUGGGAACAAGCCUGUCUUUGCAUCUCUUCCAGCUGCUUCUCCUCCUCUCCUCCAGCCCUUUGUUCACUUGUAGCCUGGAGAAGCAUGCAGGAAGCUGGGAGAACACCGGGAGCCUCAGCCCUCCUCCAGUCAUGUGCAUUGUGGAGAAGGGGGCUUGCAUUGCAAGGCUGCUCCUGCUGCUGGGUGACAUCAAGGGGGCUCAGUGCAUGGUGGAAGCCCAUCAGGCCAAAGGUAAUGGCAGCCAGGAGGGCUUCUUCAGGCACCCAUGGCAUUCAAGCUUUGGUUGGGGACCUUUAGCAAGGAGGAUUGCUGGACAAUUGUCUGGGUGCAGCUUUGCAAAGUGCAUUCAUAGAACUUGGGGGUCAAGCCAGCCCAGUGCAUGCAGGUGCAUUCCUAUAGGGGGCUGCAGAGGGAAACCAAUGCAUGGACCUGGCACCUGCUUUUAUCUGCCAAAUUCCAGCUCUGUGCCUCCAGCCUGUGUUAUUAUAAGGACCAAGGACCACCAGACCAAAGGGGACCCCCCUCCCUGUCACUGGAUUACAAAUGUGCCACUGCUACCUAAGGAUUGUCUGCUCACCUUCGGACCCCAUUGCCUUAAGAAUCACAGUAAAGACAUUUUUGUUCUUUUACAACACUGCCAGCCAAUACUACUGACAUUCAGUGAUGCCGCGCCAAGCAAUAGGACAAUGUUUAAGAGGAGUUCCUUACAACACAUUGUGGUCAGUAGGAGUGACAGGUAUGUCAUUGCUCUGAGAAUUAACAGUAGUUGCCUUUCCAACCUGAACUGUCCACUUGUCUUCCCCACGCGUUGCUUUUGUAGAAGUUUUCUGGGGGGCGCAGGAGGUGGGCAUCGUACCCGGGACAGUGACAGCGGUGACUUGAAUGUGGAUGGACAUUGUGCUACUCUGGGGAUUGUAAUGGUUAAAAGUAGUGGAUCUGGUCAAGCCCAUGGGGGCUCAUGUGGUUUGUUUUGCUGUGCAGAUGACCAGGGGGUUUACGGAUCUCCCGGUGAGAGGAAUUGUACUAGGAAUUUCCUGAUCCUUGCCUUUUUGCCUAAAGAAGACACUCGUCCGGUUGUGCUAUGUAUAAACCAGCAUUCCCUCCAGGUCAUCAGGCGCUGUCAAUGGAGACAUCUACGGUGGCAUAAUUUAUCUGAUAUAAAAUGGGGAAGAUUGGACUGUCAAAUGCCUGAAUAUUACACAGAUCAUCUCCAGCCUAUAUUUUCAUCAGUAAUUUGUAUCAAUGGGGCUGACCAUUUGGUUGUAUACACUUGCUCUGGAUUAAUGGAUGGUGGUCAGUGUGGGGGUGUAUCUGCAGGUAGUCAGUUUUGUGAGCUCCUCCGGGAUCUGCGGUGGUUGAGCAGCAUUGAGAAUUGCUUGAGAGAGCAGCCCGGAGACAACACGUGGAGAGAGGAUAUUUCAGCACCAGCAGAUCAGACAGCUCCCAGGGUGGCUCCAGCUGCUCCUACACAUCCCUCAGCUCUCUUCCCUCAGUUGGAGCUGUCCCUGAAAGAACCCUGCUCUGUUUAUUUCCCAUUUAACACCACCAAAGGUUGCUCAAAAGCUACUUUUCCACUAUCUGACCUAGGAAAGCUUGCAAAUAUUGACCUGUAUACUCAGCAGCAAUUAUCCAGCAGCAAAGAAAUGCAGCCGAAUCCAUUCCACCUCCCUCAUAUAUCACAUACACACGGUGUCAAACAGGGGAUCAGUGGGAGGAGAAGAGAGAGGGCAUCCCUUCCAUUAAUAAGAACACGAAGGGCAGCCAACCGGCAUCCUCACUUUCCCCAAUAUAAUUAUCAGGUUCAGGUGGCUGAAAAUCAGCCCCCAGGGACCCCUGUGAUAACCAUGACAGCACAGGACCCUGAUACUGGGGAAUCUGGGAGGGUGGUGUACACUAUGGAUGCCUUGAUGAAUAGCAAAUCUUUAGAGCUCUUCAGUAUAGAUUCAGUGACAGGUUUAAUCUCCACCACUGAAAUCCUAGACAGGGAAAACAUGGAUCUCCAUUAUUUUCGAGUCACAGCCAUAGACCAAGGGAGUCCCCGUUUGUCAGCGACCACUAUGGUGGCUGUUACCGUCAAUGACAAAAAUGACCAUAGCCCAUCAUUUGAGCAGACGGAGUACAGGGAGAGCAUUAGGGAGAAUGUAGAAGAGGGGUACCCCAUAUUGCAGCUGAGAGCCACCGAUAUUGACUCUCAAGCCAAUGCCAAUAUUAAGUAUCGAUUUGUCAAUGAACAAGCCGCCCAUUCAGUUUUCGAAAUAGAUGCGAGGUCAGGACUUAUCACCACCAGUGGGCAAGUAGAUCGGGAAAAAAGGGAAAAAUAUUCAUUCAUUGUGGAAGCCAGUGAUCAAGGUAAAGACCCAGGCCCCAGGUCAUCUACUGUGAAGGUUGAGAUUACUGUAUUAGACGAAAAUGACAAUGUUCCCCAGUUUAGUGAGAAACGUUACAUAGUUCAGAUCAGAGAAGAUAUCAAACCUCAUACUGAGAUUGUAAGAGUUACAGCCACAGAUCUUGAUAAGGACAGUAAUGCCGUGGUCCAUUAUAAUCUUAUCAGUGGCAACAGCAGGGGUCAGUUCUCAAUUGACAGCUUGAAUGGAGCUAUACAGGUCGUAACCCCGCUAGACUUUGAAACUGAGAGGGAAUAUACUCUUAGAGUCCGUGCCCAGGACUCAGGCCGCCCUCCCCUUUCAAACAACACUGGCAUGAUAAGCGUGCAAGUCAUAGACAUUAAUGACCAUGCUCCCAUAUUUGUUAGUACCCCUUUUCAAGUAAAUGUGUUAGAAAAUGUCCCCUUGGGUCAUUCCGUGAUUCACAUCCAAGCUGUUGAUGCCGAUUAUGGCGAAAAUGCCCGUAUGGAAUACAAGUUACUUGGGGUCUCCUCCACAACCCCAUUCGUAAUAAACAGUGCAACUGGUUGGAUCAGUGUAAGUGGGCAGCUGGAUAGAGAGACUGAAGAGCGCUACUUGUUUGGGGUUGAGGCCCGCGAUAAUGGUAACCCUCCAUUGUCUGCUUCAGCCAGUGUCACCAUCACAAUCUUGGAUGUGAAUGACAAUAGGCCUGAGUUUACCCAAAGGGAUUAUUUUAUUCGUCUAAAUGAAGAUGCCAGUGUGGGUACCAGUGUGCUUACUGUCACUGCAAUAGACAGGGAUGUAAACAGCAUCAUCUCAUAUCAGAUCACUGGAGGUAAUACUCGCAAUCGCUUUGCCAUUACUACUCAGGGUGGAGCAGGGUUAAUAACUUUGUCAUUACCCCUUGACUACAAACAGGAAAGACGUUAUGUUCUUAUGGUGACAGCUUCUGACCGUAUCCUGCAUGAUAACUGUUACGUCCAUAUAAACAUCACUGAUGCAAACACUCACCGACCAGUCUUUCAAAGCCCGCACUACACUGUCGAUAUCAAUGAAGAUCGCCCCAUUGGAAGCACUGUGGUGAUAAUUAGUGCUACUGAUGAUGAUGUGGGGGAAAAUGCCAGGAUCACUUACUUUCUGGAAGACAAUAUUCCUCAAUUUCGUAUCAAUCAAGAUAGUGGAGCCAUCACACUCAAUGCCCCCCUAGACUAUGAGGAUCAGAUGACGUACAGUCUUGCUGUUGUAGCAAAAGAUAAUGGAAUUCCCCAAAAAUCUGACACCACUUAUGUGGAAAUAAUGGUUAAUGAUGUCAAUGACAAUGCCCCUCAGUUUCUGAACAUGCAAUAUCAUGGGAUAGUCUCAGAGGAUGCCCCUCCCUUUACGAGUGUCCUUCAAAUCUCUGCCACUGACCGGGAUUCUCAUGCGAAUGGAAGGGUGCAAUAUACUUUCCAAAAUGGAGAAGAUGGAGAUGGAGAUUUUACUAUUGAACCAACCUCAGGUAUCAUUCGUACUGUACGGAAGUUGGACCGGGAAACUGUUCCCUUCUAUGAGUUGACAGCCUAUGCUGUGGACAGGGGUAUCCCUCCGCAGAGAAGUCCAGUCCGUAUUCAAGUAGCAGUUCAGGAUGUCAAUGACAAUGCCCCUGUCUUCCCAGCGGAUGAAUUUGAGGUCUUUGUGAAGGAAAACAGUAUUGUUGGCUCAGUUGUUGGUAGGAUCAAGGCUUUGGAUCCUGAUGAGGGUCCAAAUGCCCAAAUCAUGUAUCAGAUUGUUGAAGGUAAUAUUCCUGAAAUUUUCCAAAUGGAUUUUUUUUCUGGAGAGCUCACCGCCCUAAUAGAUUUGGACUAUGAGACAAAAUCUGAGUAUGUCAUCGUGGUUCAGGCCACCUCAGCACCCCUGGUUAGCAGAGCCACAGUACAUAUUAAGCUAAUUGAUCAAAACGACAAUACUCCCAUUCUAAAGAACUUUCAGAUUCUGUUCAAUAAUUACAUCUCCAACAGCUCCAACACUUUCCCCUCUGGGGUCAUUGGGAAGAUACCGGCUUAUGAUCCCGAUGUAUCAGACAGACUCUUCUACACCUUUGAACGUGGGAACGAACUAAAUCUUUUGAUAGUCAACCACACCAGUGGAGAGUUAAGACUCAGCCGGAAACUGGACAACAACCGACCCUUGAUGGCAUCAAUGUUGGUCACGGUAUCAGAUGGGAUCCAUAGUGUCACUGCCCAAUGUGUCCUGCGUGUUCUCAUCAUCACAGAAGACAUGUUAUCUAACAGUAUCACGGUCCGUCUGGAGAACAUGUCUCAGGAGCGGUUCCUGUCUCCCUUGUUGACCAGCUUCUUAGAGGGAGUAUCGACCGUGUUAGCCACCCCAAAGGAAGACAUCUUCAUUUUCAACAUUCAGAAUGACACCGACGUGAAGAGCUCCAUACUCAACAUCAGCUUCUCUGCUCUUGUACCCCAGGGUGACCGCUCACAGUUUUUCAGCUCAGAAGACCUUCAGGAGCAACUAUAUAUGAAGCGGAUGACUCUAACCUCAGCAUCCAUGCUGGAAGUCUUACCAUUUGAUGAUAACGUCUGUCUACGUGAACCUUGUGAAAACUAUAUGAAGUGUAUAUCUGUGCUGAAGUUUGACAGCUCAGCACCAUUCAUUGCUUCUGAAUCUAUUCUUUUCCGUCCCAUUCACCCCAUCACUGGUCUACGCUGCCGAUGCCCUCAGGGCUUUACUGGGGAUUAUUGUGAAAUCGAGAUUAAUCUUUGCUAUUCGAAUCCUUGUCAAAAUGGAGGUGUGUGUGCCAGAAGAGAAGGAGGAUACACCUGUAUAUGCCAGGAGCGCUUCACAGGUGACAACUGUGAAGUGGACAGUAGCUCAGGACGCUGCGUACCCGGUGUCUGCAGAAAUGGGGGGACAUGCACUAACUUGGCAGAAGGAGGCUUCACAUGCCAGUGUCCAUCUGGAGGCUUUGAGAAGCCAUACUGCGAACUGUCAACACGUUCCUUUCCUCCUAAAUCGUUUGUCAUGUUCCGAGGAUUGCGGCAGAGAUUCCAUAUGAGUCUGUCACUGUCAUUUGCCACCAAAGAGAAGAACGGCCUUCUGUUUUACAAUGGACGCCUCAAUGAGAAGCAUGACUUCAUUGCGGUGGAGAUUAAUGACGGACAAUUGCAGCUGAAAUACUCCACAGGUGAAUCAAGCACCAUGGUGGCCCCCUACGUCCAUGGAGGGGUUAGUGAUGGGAAGUGGCACACGGUACAGCUCCGCUACUACAACAAGCCUAAGACCGGGUCUAUGGGAGUGGCUCAAGGACCCUCCAAGGAGAAAGUGGCUGUGCUGGCGGUGGAUGAUUGUGACAUUUCUGUGGCCUUGAAAUUCAGCAGUGAGAUUGCAAACUAUACAUGUGCUGCUGAGGGUGUCCAGUCCAGUUCCAAAAAAUCUCUGGAUCUCACGGGUCCUCUUCUUCUCGGUGGAGUCCCCAAUCUCCCUGAAAACUUCCCAGUGACACACAGAGAGUUCAUAGGAUGUAUGAAGGAUCUGUAUAUUGAUAGUAGGAAGAUUGACCUGGCUUCAUACAUAGCAAAUAAUGGGACCUCUGCUGGGUGUAAUGCAAAGCAAUCAUUUUGUGAGCCCAACCCCUGUAAAAAUGGAGGCCAUUGCACAUCGGGCUGGGGCACAUACUCUUGUGAUUGUCCAUUGGGUUUUGGAGGAAAAGAUUGCAAGAUUGCGAUGUACCAUCCUUAUCAUUUCAAUGGAAGUGGAGUUUUGUCUUGGGACUUUAAAAAUGAGGUGAAAAUCUCAAUACCUUGGUUUAUGGGUCUAACAUUCCGAACGCGCCGGACCGAUGGACUACUGCUGCAGGUGCAUGCUGGCCAGUAUACCACGAUUCAGUGCCAGCUGGUUUCUGGACAGGUCUCAUUCUCUGUCAGCCGUGGCUCCAGUAGAGCUUCCACGCUCCUGUUGGAUCAGAUGCAGGUCAAUGAUGGGAGGUGGCAUGACCUGCAAAUGGAGUUGCGUGAUGUGCGUAGUGGACGUGAAACGCGUUAUGUUAUCACCAUCAACUUGGAUUAUGGAUUUUACCAGGACACAGUAAAUGUUGGGAAUGAACUUCAUGGACUCAGGGUUAAACACCUUUCUGUGGGGGGAAUUCUGACAGCUCAGGAGGUACAGAAUGGUUUGGAAGGCUGUAUACAGGGACUGCGCCUUGGAGAAACACCCAGUGGCAUCACUUUGCCUAAGCCAACAAACCUCUUAAAUGUAAAAAACGGUUGCAACGUCACCAACAUGUGUGAUCCCAACCCCUGCCAGGGGAACAGCUCUUGUGUGGAUACGUGGCUGGGCUAUGCUUGCAUCUGUAACCCAGGAUUCCUAGGAGAUAACUGCAUGGAUAUUUGUCAGCUGAACCCUUGUCAAAAUAAGGGGGUGUGCACUCAUCGCCCUGACCAUCCCCUGGGUUAUACAUGUGAGUGCUCAGGGAACCAUUUUGGAAGAUAUUGCGAGCACAGAAUGGAUCAUCAGUGCCCAAAAGGCUGGUGGGGGAAUCGAACCUGUGGACCCUGUAACUGUGAUGUCAAUAAGGGCUUUGAUAUAAACUGCAAUAAGACAACUGGGCAGUGCCAUUGCAAGGAAUAUCAUUAUCGCCCCAAAACCAGUGAUACAUGUUUGCCCUGCGAUUGUUACCCCAUUGGAUCUUCUUCAAGGUCAUGUGAUCUGGAUACUGGACAAUGCUUUUGUAGACCUGGAGUGAUUGGACGCCAGUGCAACAGCUGUGACAACCCGUUUGCUGAGGUUUCACCAAGUGGCUGUGAAGUCAUUUAUGAUGGAUGUCCAAAAACGUUGACUUCAGGUGUUUGGUGGCCCAGGACCAAGUUUGGCCUCCCGGCUGCUGUCCCCUGCCCAAAAGGCUCCCUAGGUGUAAGGGGCUCAGGAGCUGCCAUACGACACUGUGAUGAUGUACGGGGUUGGGUUGAACCAGACUUGUUUAACUGUACGUCACCGGCAUUCACGGAACUAUCUACAUUGUUGGACAGUCUGGAGAGAAAUGAGACAGAACUGAAUACCAUCGAGUCCAAGAAACUGUCUCUGCGUCUUCACUCUGUGACAGACCACACGGACCAGUAUUUCGGAAAUGACAUCCACAUAACCUACCGCUUGCUGUCUCUCCUCAUGCAGUUUGAGAACAGACAGGAAGGGUUUGGACUAACAGCUACACAAGACGCUCAGUUCACAGAGAACCUUUUCCAGACAGGAAGUUCCAUCUUAACUUUGAAUAACAAGGAGCAUUGGGAAAUGCUUCUGCAGAAUGACCAUGGCAGUGCCGGGCUCAUGGACCUGUUCCAAGAAUAUAGCAGCACCCUGGCCAAGAACAUGAAACUUACCUAUCUGAACCCGGUUGGCCUGGUGACCCCUAACAUUAUUGUUAAUAUCGAGCGAGUGGAUAAUCAGAUACCGCCAAGAAAACAUUUUCCAAGGUAUCACAGCAGUCUCUUCCGAGGUCAGAUUUCCUGGGAUCCUCAUACCCACGUGGUGCUGCCAGCCUCAGUCCUAAACCCGCCUAAGCCAGAAGUUGUGCCAUCUCCAACCAGCCCUGAGACCAACAUAACCACAGCUGUACCUCCACCAAAGAGAGUCAUUCCAGAGCCAGAACCUGCGCCAACCAUACUUAUUCUCAUUGUUUACCGCACCAUGGGGGACCUAUUGCCAGCACGUUAUAACACAGAGAAAAGGAGUCUUAGGCUUCCCAAAAAUCCGGUGAUGAAUACCCCUAUCGUGAGUGUGUCCGUUCUCAGAGACCAGUCCUUUAUCCAUGGGGACCUGGAGGGGCCACUGAUAAUAGACUUUCAGCUGCUGGAAACAGUGAACAGAAGCAAACCUGUCUGUGUACAAUGGAAUCACACAACUCAAAUAGACCAACCUGGUAGUUGGACAGCUAAGGACUGCGAGCUGAUCUUCAGGAACACUACACAUGUGCGCUGCCAGUGCUCCCAGUUUGGUAGUUUUGGAGUUCUUAUGGAUGGUUCCCAUCGAGAGCAAAUGGAGGGAGAUCUGGAGACCUUGGCGGUGGUCUCUUACACCUGUGUGUCCAUCUCAUUGGUGGCUCUUCUAUCAACUUUUGCGAUCCUCACGUCUCUGAAGGGGAUGAAAUCCAACACCCGAGGAAUCCACUCUAAUAUCGCCGCUGCACUCAUCUUCUCCGAGCUCGUGUUUUUAUUUGGCAUUAACAGCACAGAAAAUGAGUUCCUGUGCACCGUGAUCGCUAUCCUGCUUCACUAUUUCUUCCUGUCCACAUUUGCCUGGUUAUUUGUGGAUGGGCUCCAUAUUUAUCGCAUGCAGACAGAAGUCAGGAACAUUAACUACGGAGCCAUGAGGUUUUACCAUGCUAUUGGUUGGGGUGUUCCCGCCAUUAUUACAGGUUUGGCGGUGGGACUUGACCCUGAAGGUUAUGGAAAUCCAGACUUUUGCUGGAUCUCAAUCCAUGAUAAACUUGUGUGGAGUUUUGCUGGCCCCAUCACUAUUGUUAUUCUGCUAAAUGGUGUUAUGUUCCUCAUGGUGGCUAAACUUGUAUGCUCCCCUGGACAGAAGGAAACAAAGAAAAAAUCUGUGCUCAUGACUAUACGAAGCUCCUUCAUUCUCCUCCUGUUUAUCAGCACUGCCUGGCUAUUCGGUCUGCUGGCUGUAAAUAACAGCAUUCUGGCCUUUCACUACCUCUAUGUUCUCCUCUGCAGCCUGCAGGGUUUGGCAGUGCUGGUUCUUUUCUGUGUACUCAAUGAAGAAGUCCAAGAAGGCUGGAAAAUUGUAUGUCUUGGCAAAAAGGGCCAGGGAGAGGAGUCAUCCAGACAAGCCCCUAUGGGGGGUGGUCCCAAUGCUUACAAUAAUACGGCCUUAUUUGAGGAGAGCGGUCUGAUCAGGAUCACCUUAGGAGCGUCCACCGUGUCCUCUGUCAGCAGUGUUCGCACCGCACGUACUCACUCCAGCCACAGAGCCUAUUUGAGGGAAAACAUUGCAGCUCGCCAGGGAUCUGCCAAAGAUCAUAGUCAUCACUCCGGUCCUACUGACUUAGACAUGGCAAUGUUUCACCGAGAUGGGGGAGGAGGGCAAGACUCUGAUUCGGACAGUGACCUAUCAUUGGAUGAGGAGCGCAGCCUGUCUAUUCCGUCAUCAGAGAGUGAAGAAAAUGUCCGCCCCCGAAACAGGUUCCAGCGUCAGUUCAAACGGGCAGCUCACAGCGAGAGGCUCCUCACCAACCCAUCAAAUCACAGCCCUAAAGAUAUGGAUGGCAAUGACUUGAUGUCCUAUUGGCCAGCUCUUGGGGACACAGAGGUGCAGCCAAACUCAUUGCAGAAAUGGGGGUCUGAAAGGAAACUUGGUCUUGAUCUCAACAAAGAUGCAGCUAAUAACAACCAGCCAGACUUGACCAGCGGGGAUGAGAAUUCUCUCACACACUCUCAUAGACAGAGAAAAGGAAUUUUAAAGAAUCGACUUCAAUAUCCACAAGGUUUGCCAUCCAUGGGAAGGAUGACAAAUGAAUUAUCUUGGUAUAAGACCUCCACAUUGGGUCACAGAGCUGUGCCGGCAGCCUCCUAUGGCAGGAUGUAUUCUGGAGCUGGCAGUCUAUCUCAGCCGACCAGCAGAUACUCUUCCCGAGAGCAGCUUGAUAUGCUAAUGCGCAAGCAGAUGUCGCGAGAGCAACUAAGUAGGAAUAAUUCCCGGGAACUUCUGGAAGCUGUACCCAGUAGACAUGGAUCUCGAGAACAACUGGAUACCAUCCCAAGCCGGCAUGGUUCAAGAGAGCACCUUGAAAUGAUUUCCAGUCGACACGGAUCAAGAGAACAUUUAGAAAGCAUAUCAAGCCGACAUGGUUCCAGAGAACAUUUAGACCAGUCAGACAUGAGAAGUGAUAGGAGGGAUGAUCUGCCUAGAAGGCAUGCUUCUAGGGAACACCUGGAAGAAUUACAUAGCAGAUAUGGGUCAAGAGAGCAACUUGACCCAGGGCCAGUAAGAGAACUGUCUCGAGAAUGGGUAAAUACUAUGCCAGGUAGGCAAGUAUCUAGGGAGAGAAUGGACUCUAUAUUAAACAGACAUCCUUCUAGGGAACAGCUAGAACUUCAGUCGAGAAGACAGCCUUCCAGAGAGCAACUAGCACCAACUAGGCAACUGUCAAGGGAACAAUUGGACUUUUUAUCAAGAAGGUCUAAUUCCAGAGACCACCUGGACACAGUGCCUAGUACACAUUCUUGUACAGAUAACUUAGAACCUCUUUCUAGAAGGCAACCAUCUAGAGAAAAUUUGGAGACUCUUUCAAAACGGCUGCCAUCUAGAGAUAACCUUGAACCUCUCUCUAGAAGACAGCCUUCCAGGGAAAAUCUAGACACAGUUCCCAGUCGGCAUCCGUCCACAGAACAACUAGAUAUUCUAUCAUCCAUCCUUGCUUCAUUUAAUACAUCUGUCCUUUCAUCCAAUAAUUCUGCCCAACAAACAGUGAACCCUUCAGUGCAAAACUCCUCAACCCCAUCUAUGCUGUGUUCCUCUACGCCCCAUUCCGCUACAUCACACAGCAUAUCCGAGAUGUCUGCAGAUUCUGAGUUAGUGAGAAAUGAUGGUCAUUCAUGAAAAAACUGCAUCGGGAGCAGAAGGAGAGGAAGAUCCUAUGGGCAGCUGUGUAUGCAAGCACUUGGUUACAUAUUUGCUAGCAGAGGUCUGUAGUCCACUCGCCAGCUGGCCUGAGACGUGACUGAGCAGAAGGAGGACGGGAUCUCAGGUAACCACUUACAACUGCAAUACUGAGGCCAGGAUGGAACAUCAACAAGUGCGCACAACCACAACAGGAGGCAAGUGUGGCACAGAGCACUGACGCAACCAAACGCUGUAUCUAUGUAUCGUCCAAGACGCUUGCUACGGGAGGCUCCUUUAAAUAGAUGGUCAUCAGGGGAAGAGAUGUUCACUGAACUGAACAGACAUUUUUUAUACGUUUUUGUACGUUUGUAACCAGAGCUAAAAAAAAAAGGGAAAAAAACUUACAAAAUUUUUAUCCUUAUUUUUAGGAAUAAUUUGUCGAUGUCAUUCCAAUGCAGACACUGUUCUUGUAAGAAACUAUUGAUUAUGCUUGGAUUGUCUAGAAAGUAGUGGAAGGUCCGAUGGAUUAGGAGGAACCUAUUACACAGGGUGAAAGGGGGAAAACAAUGUAUUUUAAUAUGACUGUAUAAAAGGAAACUAUAAAGAAAAUGUCUUAUGGUGUCUGGAAUUCCUGAUAAGCGAGAAAUGUAUACCCCUUGCCUUUACAGAUUACGUUGUCACCAUUCCUUGGAAAUCUUUUAGGGGUACAACCCCAUUUUCCAGUUUACAUAUAGAAUAAAUCUACAGAAGCCACUUUGUAAAUGACAGAACAUUACUUGUUACACACUGUAUUAUACUCCAGAGCUGCAUUCACAAGAAGUAAUGUAUUUGCACAUGGAUUUCAGUUCUUAUGCAGGAUAUGUCUGUAAGGCUCUGUUCACACUGCCAUCAGAACCUCCAUUUCAUUCUCAUCAGAUUUAAAGGGCAUUUUUGGCAUCUUAUAUUGAUAGCCUAUCAUGAGGAUAGACCAUCAGUGUCUGAUUGGCAGAGCCAUAGCUCUGGCAUAUACACAAUAAAUGUGGCCGGAAGCCCUGGCUUUAGGUUACUACAGCUCAGAUGCACUAGAGUAAUGUGGCACCACCACUACACAAUGAACGCAGCCAACAUCUUCUGGCCCUGUUUGUUGUGUAUAUGGCAGAGCAGCUUACACCCGGCACCCCUGCUGAACAGACACUGUAAAAUAUCUGGGAAACCACUUUUGGCUGUGUUUACAUGGUAUGUUUUAACUGCCUUUUGCCUGCAAUUUUGUCACGAUUUAGAAACGUUCGCAGUAAAAUAGCGCCAUUUUUGCUGCAACUAUGGACAUGUAUACUUGUCUGUAUUACAGCCACAAGUGCUGAACUAACUGCAGUUCUGCUGACCCAAACUGAGGUGUCCGUUUUGGUCAUCAGAAUCUCAAUCGGGUUAGAACUUGCAGCUGUAAUAUGGAUGUGUAUACACAUCCUUGUAGAGCCAGCCACACAAAAUUUGGGGGUAUGCAAGUGAGGAUGAGAACUGGCGAGAUUAAAAGGGUAUUCCGCCUUUUUACAUCUUAUCCCCUAUCCAAAGUAUAGGGGAUAAGAUGUAUGAUCGUAGGGCUCCCGCCACUUGGGGCCUACGCGAUCUCAGUGCAGCCCCCGGCUGGGGGUUGGCUCCAAGACGGGGAUGUGACGUCACGGCCACGCCCCUAGUGAUGUCAUGGCCACGCUGCCCUUCAUUCAUGGACCUGAAUGGAGGGGACAUGGUGUGACGGCACGAGGGGGCGUGGCCGUGAUGUCACGUCUCGGAGGCAGCGCUCGGCACAGAAUGCCGGGGGCUGCACCGAGAUCAUGUGGGUCCCCAGCGGCAGGAGCCCUACAAUCAUACAUCUUAUCCUCUAUCCUUUGGAUAGGGUAUACGAUGUAUAAAGCCAGCAUACCCCUUUAACUCCCUGAGGUGUAAGGCUUCCUAAGUCAUUGGAGAUACUCGGUGCCUGGUACCUUAUUGAUGAUAAUAUUAUAUGAUAAUACUUAUUGCAUUGUCUGCCAACAUUCGGAGCCCGCAGGUUAUGUGCAUUCAGUGUAGGCAGCAUGGUAAAACAUCAGAAUCGGAUGCAGGGUUACUUGAAAUAAACCUUCACCGGAGCUUUAAAAAGUGUAUAAUUGUAUAAAUCUUACGGACAAUUUGCUUCAAAUAAACUUACAUUUUCAUAAAGAGCGGUAUAACAGAGCCACUUUUAUAUACUUGCUUAUUAUGUCCAACAGUACACAAGUGUAGUUAUGUCUCCUCUGCCUCCUGCUGUAUCGCCUUUGACUAUAGUAUGCAAAUAAUGGUGAACACUGUUAGUAGAUAACCUCCUAUUACCUCUCAUAAAACACAAGGAGCCUCUUAUAUCCUGCCAUAAAGGGGUUACAUUUUUAAUUUUAAGCCCAUGACUUUUGCCAUAUUUAUACAAGACUUGCACCAGGGCAUGAAAGGGAUGUAGCUUAUCAAUCUAUCAAGCUAUUAUCUAUUAACUUGCACCAUCAUUUUUAUUUACUGGGGUACACAUGGCAACUAUGAGGAGGCAUUGGUGUAUUUACUGUGUGUCUGGCACAUUUUGAUAAAUAUGGAACAGUUUUUGCCAGAUUUAAAGGUGUACUCCACUGGAAAAAAAAAAUUAAAUCAACUGGUGCCAUAAAGUUGAACAGAUUUGUUAAUUAUCACACAAUGAAGAGAAAAGAACAGAAGGAGAGCAACUCUGUAUAAUGGUGGUACCGGUAUUAGGGGUCUGCGGAAGUUGUCAGGGUCCAGUUACUCCGUAAUACCUGCGGGGUGCAUGCGACUAGAUAAAGUAUCAAUAUGUAACACUAAAAGAAUGUAGCAUUCACUCACCGCAACAACGGCAUCGACGUUCCUGGCUGGAGGGGAUCACGGGUCGAUGUCUUCAGAACUUCAGGAGCGCUCAGAGGCUACAACCGGUUUGUUUCACGCACUGCUGCGCGCUUCGUCCGGCCUAUCCUGAAGUCCUGAAGACGCCGACCCGCGAUCCCCUCCAGCCGGGAAUGUCGAUGCUGUUGUUGCGGUGAGUGAAUGCUACAUUCUUUUAUUGUUACAGAUUUGUAAAUUACUUCUAUUAAAAAAUCUUAAUCCUUCCAGUACUUAUGAGCUGUUAUAUGCUCCACAGGAAGUGCUCUCUGCUGACACCUCUGUCCAUAUCAGGAACUGUCCAGAGCAGGAGAGAUUUGCUGUGGGGAUUUGCUUCUACUCUGAACAGUUCCUAAAAUGGACAGAGGUGUCAGCAGAGAGCACUGUGGUCAGACAGAAAGGAAAUUCAAAAAGAAAAGAACUUCCUGUGGAGCAUAUAACAGAUUUAUAAAUCUGUUUAACUUUCUGGCACCAGUUUAUUUAGAAAUAAAAUGUUUUCCAGUGGAGUACCCCUUUAACAUCUAAUUUUCCUUUGUUUUUUAUUGUUUCUUUAUCUAAUGUUUUACAGUUCGUGAUUUCUGACACAGUCAGAUGUUCAGACUGUGAAUACGGAAGCUCCCUCCCCUGCUCUCCAGAAGGAAAUCACAGCAAAAUUUCACGCACUUCGGGGAAGGUUUACCAAAACCUGUGCAGAGGAAAAGUAAAGCAGUUGCCCAUAGCAACCAGAUAGUUUAAUUUAAAAAGAAGGGUCCCUUAAAAAUGAAUGACGCAAUCUGAUUGGUUGCUAUGGGCAACUGCACCAUUCUUCCUCUACACAUGUUUUGAUAAAUCUCCCCCUUUAUACCUGACAAGCUAGCUGUAUGUUACCAAAUCAGGUUUCUGUGAUUCUGAAGCUAAGACUAUAUUCACAUGUUCAGGUUUAUUAAUUGCAGUUAUUGAAUACAAAGCCAGGAACAGGUCAUAAAUGGUCGUAAAUGAAAGACUGAGACUUCUCCCCUUUUCAAAUUCAUUUCUAGCUUUUUAUUUAAUAAUUGUAAUUAAUAACCUGAAUGUGUGAACAUAGCCUAAAGAGACUUUCUCAGUGCAAAUCAUUAAAGGGGUACUCCGCUGCCCCAGCAUUCGGACCAUCGUCACGGCCAAGCCCCUCGAACAUCACACCACGCCCCCUCAAUGCAAGUCUAUGGGAGAGGUCCCCUUCCCAUAGACUUGCAUUGAGGGGGCGUGGCGUGAAGUCACGACCCCCGCAGCCCACACCGAGCAUUCGGAACAGAAUGUUCCGAACACUGGGGCAGCAGAGUACGCCUUUAACUUUCUUUAUCUGUGGAAUACAGUUGCAGCCAUAAGAUAUGUUUGUACUAAGGGCCCUAUUACACAUGAAAAUUAUCGGCUGAAGUCAGCCGGAGAAGCCAUCAGCUAAUUUUUUGGCAGAUUGGGUCAUUUUGGUAAAAAAAUCAGGGUCCCGCGUCACCCGUGUAAUAGGGGAUGCACAGCCGAUGGCUGAUAACAGCAUAGGGCCACAGGAAUAAUCCAGUGAUCGUUCGUGUAGUCAUCCACACACGAUUACUGAGCCAUGUAAUAGGUUUGGGCUAUCUAACAUGACCCUAAGGGGAUGUUCACAUGUUCAGGUUUUUAAUUGCAGGUUUUGCCAGGGACAGAUCAUAACUGGAGGACAUGUAUAAAGGAAAGACUGAGACUCCUCUUUUUAGUUCCAUUCCUGGUUUUGUAUUCAAACUUGAAUGUGGGAACAAGUGGUGGUUUUGAUUGUUGAAAUGGGCUUCCAAUAUUUUUAGGAAAAUGUGUUUGCAAUACAUAUGAUGCACUGAUAAUCAUUUUUUAAGUGUAUUUCUUUAAAGAGGUACUCCACCCCUAAACAUCUUAUCCUCUAUACAAAGGAUAGGGGAUAAGAAGUCUGAUCGAGGGGGUCCCGCCGCUGGGGACCCCCAUGAUCUCGGCUGUAGCACCACAGACACCCAGGCACAGAGCAAACUUUGCUCAGUGCCGGAUGACUGGCGAUGCGGGCGGAGGCUCAUGGCAUCAUGGUCACACCCCACUCAUGACAUCACUGCCACAGCCCCUCAAUGCAAGUCUAUGGGAGGGGGUGUGACGUCACGAGCCUCCAGCGCUGCUCCGGACGCUCUAAAUGAACACAGGGUGCAUCAGGGAGAUCCCAGCGGUGGGACCCCCAUGAUCAGACAUCUUAUCCCCUAUCCCUUGGAUAAGAUGUUUAGGGACGGAGUACCCCUUUAACCCCAUUAACUAUCCUUUCCAGAUUUGAACCCCACUUGUGUUCUAAUCCACCCAUAUGGCCUAGUUCAGACCAGAUCUGUGGAUUUCCCUGACUCCAGAUCAACAAUAUAAUAACUCUACAUAACUGCUGAGCCAUAACACCUAGGUUGCUUUCCAAUGGUUUCUACAUCCAUAGACAUUUUUAAAAAGGCACAAACAAACCCCUAUUUGGCUAUACAAGGAAUAUUAUCUCAAUAUCCAGACUCAAAAGGCUGUUAUUAUAAAAUUGUAAUAAAAUAAAAAACGGGUGUAAAAGUGGAGGCGCACUCUAAACCAAAAAUAUAUUACUGACCUAGGAAGAAAUUUCUUUUUGGAUAGGAUCACCUUAUUGCCACCUCUUGCAUGUCCAUUAAUAAAACCAGACAAGGGCAAAUGCAAGCGUUCAUCCAUUCCAACCUUUCAAAAUCACUGUUGCCGAAAUGUCUGCAUGUAUCGGUGUUGCAAUGACAAUUAAAAUAUCAGAAUUAUUGUGUGCUGCAAGACUCCAACGUUGUCUAUCGUGUAAAUCCUGCAGAUGAACAUUAUGUAAAAAGAAAGAAACCCAAGGUAUAAAUAAAACUAUUCAUGCAACUCGGAAAAUGGUGCAGUAUGCUAACAUAUACGUGUGUAUAUCAGCAUACAUCUACGUGUGCGUGUGGUCUUGGCGUGUUUUGUUCUUGGCUCUUUGUUAUCUGUUGUUUAAAUAGAAAAAUGAACAAACCUGUUUAUUUUUUCAGAAUGUAUAUAAAGAUUGAAUCUCAAAAUUCUAUUUGUUACGCAUAUUUAUACUACGGCCUAUUUAUUUUACUUGACUCAUUUGUAAGCAAUUUUUUUUUCUGUGUUUUGAUAAAUAUUUUCGAUGUUUAUUAUCACCAAAAAGACUCAAAACCUGUUUCUUUAUUUUUAAUUAUUUUUUUAAACAAACAAGAUUGUAAUGGAAAAUUGAACACUUUGGUGUGGUUUCUCUUUUUCAGCAAUUUUUUUUUAUUAAAUAUUUUUUUUUCCCAUACAAGGGAAUAAUGGAAAAAGUAGAUCUCUCAAAAUUGCAGUAUUCUAGGUUUCUAGUUCUAGCUUCCCAGGUGUAGGAAAUUUUUUUUAUUUUUUUUAAACUUUAUACUUAAAAGAUUCACAUACACACAUUUUUAGGAGUUAAUUUCAAUGAAAAUUAUUACUAUAAUUGUUCAUUACAAAGUUUACUAGAGUAAUUUUUCAAAUGCUAAGGUUGAUAGGCAUUUUGACAAUAAGUUAGUUGCCUAGAAACUGUUGGCAGAAGCAGUAGGUGACCAUGGGAAAUCUUCAUGCUCUGAUGUCACUCAAUAUGGAGCAGAAAUGCUGGUGGUUUUUAGGACAACAUGUGUCUCCCAAUCAGAGUGACACAAUUAAAGGGGUCCUCCAGAGCACACCUGAAUGGAUCAACUUAACUCAUUGUUCACCAAUAUCUUGUGUUCUGAGGUAAAGAGUAAAAUUUGUAUAACUUAACACUUUUGGGCCCUAUUUCUAAAUCUGUAAUAGCCACAUUCCCCACCCCCUCAAUUGCCAUGUGCCAGGACCUCGUUGCAAGUACUACCUGCCUCCCCCUAUAGCUGUGCCCCUGGAGGCAUGAGGACAAAAGCUACAUUAAAUGGAGAAGAUUAUGGGACAGAUCUCCUUUUAUAAGAAUUUUUUUUGUUUUGUUUUUUGUUUUUGUUUUUUUUUCAUUUGUUUGUCGAAAAAUGAAACAAGAAAGUUAUUACAUUUGUUUCUUGUAAAAUUGUAAAAAUAAAGCUCCAGAUUUGACAAUAAAAUAUUGUAUAAUGA